Pogonomyrmex barbatus (red harvester ant) is the source of this 2094-nucleotide messenger RNA. RefSeq names its product mitoguardin (gene Miga). The record is from RefSeq and is a predicted model, not a curated record. Gene Ontology annotation, biological process: mitochondrial fusion. Lineage: Eukaryota; Metazoa; Arthropoda; Insecta; Hymenoptera; Formicidae.
UCCUAAUAAAUAUCUAAUAAUGAUUAUUUUAUAUUGUAAAAUUCAUACAUAUAUUAGAUCUAUUCUUUUCAGCUGAACUUGCACUGUUUUUCUUUUUCUUUUUUUCUCUUUAAACAUGGAAAGAAAAGGAAUAAAGCUGAAAAGUGGAAAAAGGUCAGCCGAAAAGAACAAACUUUAUGUAUAAGAAGGGAAGUACGAGAAAGAAAACUGUUUUACCGAUAAAUAUUUGUAAUGCGAAUCUGUAUAACACAGACUUUGCAGAUGGCAUUCUUCUCGCAACGAGGAUUCGGCGAGCACGCGUGAAUUUUGGUUAGUAUUGUUUAUAACAAAGUGAAAUGACAAUGUCUCUUUCCAAUGUGCGGCAUUUCUUCGGCACGUUAUAUCAGCGUUACAUGUUCUCAUUACCGGCAAUACAUUUAUCUCGCACACAAAAGAUUUUGGUUAUCUGCUUCACCGGCGGCUCAAUAAUAUUAGGAGGAUUAGCACAAUUUUUGAAAAGACGACGGAGACAUCCAAUUCCACCUUCUAGAAAGCAUUAUAGAGAAUAUAAAACAAGGCUAGGAAGCGUCAAAAAUUCUACUUUUGAUGUAUUAUCACAAGCAUCAUGGGCGAAAAGAAGUGAAGCCAGUACUAGAAGUCACAUUAGUGAUCAUGCAUCGCUUAUCUCUUCUGUACCAGGUGGUCCAAAUAAUGACGAAAGACUUACUCCGCAACAAUAUGGUGUCCUUGGGCUUGAGGCGCUGGAGAAGGCUCUUUACUGCUGGGAGGAUGCACUCACCGCAUUCAGUUCGACUCUCGGCAAUGACACCUUGGCACUACCCUCGAAGGCCGACGCGGCGUUCACGCACGACGUACAGGAAUUACUCGACAUGGGCUAUCAGAUGCAGAGCCACGCGGAACUGCUCUUCCUCGAUCAACAUUCCGUUCUGUUCCGCAAUGACAGCGAGGAGAGUCUCGAUAAACCUUCAAAUAUCGGGACGCGGAUAUCUGGCAUCAGAGAUAAAGCCGAUGCCGCGUCGUCACCCGAAUCGUUCGAAUCUGCACGUGACGGGGUUGCAGAUUUACGCGAAUUUGAAGAAUUUUCGGAAUUAUUUCCACACUUUGAGAGGCAAAAGCUCUAUCAUGCCGCUCUCAAACAGUAUGAGGAUAAAGGCAUUCCUUACAGGAGACUACACACAGAUCUGGUGAAGUGCGGAUCGGACGUGGAAUAUUUAGCAAAAGUAUAUUGCCUUCGUCAGGCCUAUACACAAUUAUUCAGUUUACCCACGGCAUCGACAUACAUAAUGGACGUGGGUCGCCAACUCAUCAGCGAUUUAAUUAUGUACGCGGAUAGGGAUCCUAAAGACUAUUUGAUGCAUUAUGAGCGUAUGCUGAAAUUCCUACAAGAUCCGCGCAAUCAUCGCAUCAUGGAGGAGGAAUUGUCUGCUCGAGGUGUCAAGUGCAUAAACUUUUACGACGUGCUUAUUGAUUUUAUACUCUUAGACGCGUUUGAGGAUGUAGAGAAACCGCCGCCGCCUGUCAGAGCUAUAGUUCAAAAUAGAUGGGUGUCCGCCAGUUUCAGAGAAACUGCGAUAGGAACGGCGCUCUGGUCCCUCCUCGCAGGCAAAAGAAGAAUGCUGAAAUAUGAGCAGGGUUUCUUGGCGCACUUUUAUUCGAUCUCCGAACAGAUCUCGCCGAUGUUCAUCUGGGGCUUCUUAGGUUCCGAGGAGAGCCUGCGUUCUACUUGUCAAUACUUCAGAGAACAAGUGAUCGAGUUUCUUGUAGAUAUAUUUAAUUUUUUUAAGGUACGAUACACCACUGUCGACGAUCUCGCCGCGGAUAUACUCAGGGAAAUGAAGCUAAGAGUUAACAAUAUAAAUCAAAGACUGUCGUUAGAAGGUUGCUAGCCAAACAAAAUACUUAUAGAUAAUAAAUUAUUAAUGUAAUAUGUUGAAUAGGAUUAAUACUGCAAAAUGCAUCUAUCUUUCAACAUCUACCUUAAAAAAUAUGAAUGCCAAUUAAAAAAGCCAGAUCAGAUAUCAGAUAAGUUGAAUGAACGAUGCAGUAUAUUAUCGUACUUUACAAUUUUCAUUACCGCAUUCAUAACGAACGAAA